UCAAAAAAUAACAAGAAGCCGUAUGUCCACUCUGAAACAGCCAACAAAGAUUCCUAGAAAAAAAUUUUUAUUAUCAAAAAGGUCAUUUAUUUUAGUUACGAGAUCUAAUAUGGCAUGUUCGGUUGAAUGUUGCUUUUGAAAUAUAUAUUGUUUUUUGUUCAUAAUAUUGUUAUUAGUUAGAUUUGUAAGCUAUUCGUUCUAGAAGUUUAGAAAACACAGGAAGGAUUGAGAUUGGCUUUCAGUUUUCAAUAUUGGUAUGACUUUUUGAGAAAUUGAGAAAUGGCUUUCAGUUUUAAAUAUUGGUAUGACUUUUGCAAUUUUUAAUUUGUCUGGAACAGUUUCCGUUGUUAUUGAAGAUUUGAAAAUUUUGAAUAUGGGUUGCGUAUCAUCGGAAGACACUUAUUACUACAUUGCUACAAAUCUUAUCGAUUCCUGGUGUUUUGUUAUUUUUUAGAGAGUUUUAGAGCAACUUUAAGUUCAUCAUAACUUAGUCCAUUGAAUUUUAGUUCGCUAUGUAGAUCUUUAAGAUUUCAAUAUAGGUAUUUGGACAUUAAAAUUUGAAUGCCAUGUUAGGGCCGAUGUUUGGAAAGAAACUGUUGAAAUGUUUAUUUAACAUCAACUUUAUUUAGUCAUGAAGGGCAGAAUUUUAAUUGAUAGGAAUGAAUUAAAAAUUAAUUUUUGAUUACAUUUUUUUAACAAAAAAAAAAUUAUUCUCUCCCCAAACCCCCCUCCCUUGACCAUAUUUGACCCUAUUAUAAAGAUUUUUAAUCUUCCUUCCUUGUUUACCUUUUCUACAUCAUAGAGCAAGUUUUCAGUAAUUUUGAAUAAAUAUUUUCAAAAUUAACUUUGGCCUAAGUUUAAUUUAUUUCUGAUUACUGUGUAGCCUAGGAAAUAAAUAUUGCAUUACAACAUACAAGGGCUAUGCUAUUAUUUCUUGAUGAUUUCAAAAACAAUUUUGAACAGAUUAUUAAAGAAGCAUGAGAAGCAUCGGUAAAAAUAAAUGUUAAAGCACAGUUCACUGAAUGGUCUUCUUUUUUAAAUAUUAACUAACCAAGAGUGUCUUGGUAAAUCACCACAAUCUAGUUUAACCCAAGUAUAUAUAUUAUAUAAUUUGUUUACCCUUACCAAAACGGAGAAUGCAUAAUCUCAAGAGAUUUGCAAGCUAUUGUGGUUAUACAGACCAUAAAAAUAAAGAAAAUAAGAUAUAUGACGAUAUUGAUGACAUACCAAAUGGUGAAAUUAAACCAACAGACAAAGAAAUUGAGCCAGUUAAAUGUGGUGAUGGUUUUGAUAAAGUAUGUUGCACCAAAUGUAUUUGUUGAACUACUAUUAAUCAGUUUUAAAAAUCCUGACGGCUUAGAUUAUAAAGGAAAUAAAUGUGAUUUAUGGGUAAUACAGAAUUGUGACACAAAAUUAAAGAUAUGCUUUGACCUUAAAAAUGAAUGUUUAAGUUUUUUGGAAACUAAAGAAUACACAAAUAUGAAUAGUAUAGACUUUGCAUCAGAAGAUAAUAAAAAUAAAUUAUUUAUUCAAGAAUUUAAAGAACCAUACAAAGAAAAAAUUUUCAUAUAUAUUGAAGCGAAUGAUGAAGAAUCUGUAACUGCAGUUGAUUUGAUUGAUGAAUUUGUUCAUGAAAUAAACAUAAAGGUGUCAUCAAACAAAACUGUAGCAAAGUUUAAUGAUUUUUCUAAAAAUGGCAAAUAUUUUCAAUUUAGUAAGUCAACAAUUCAAUACGGUCUUAAAGUAUAUUGCUCCUUAAAUUAUUUUGGAAAUGACUGCAAUAAGUAUUGUGAAGUAAGUAAAAAUUCAAACGUUGUUUGUAAUAAUUUUGGAGAAAAAGUUUGCAAGUUAGAUUGGUUUAAUGAAAAUUGUAGUGUUUUUUGUAAACCAAAAGCCAAUGAAAAAUAUAAAUGUGACCAAAAGUCUGGUAAAAAAAUAUGUUUUCUUAAUUAUUAUGGCAUUGAAUGUGACAAAUAUUGUGACACUAAAGGCAUUAACUAUAUAUGCAAUAAUGUUACUGGUGAAAAAAUAUGUAAACUUAAUUUUUAUGGCGAAAACUGUACAACAUUUUGCAGUGCAAAUGCUUCUAAUUAUUACUGUGACGAAAAUGGUAAUAUGAUCUGUAAAAAAAACUAUUUUGGUAAAAACUGUAAAUUUUGUGAAAAUGAUGUUGUAGACAAAAAGUACACAUGCAAUACCACAACAGGAGAAAAAGAGUGUUACAAAAACUACUAUGGACCAAACUGCACUUAUUGUAAUACAUAUAAUAACAGUAAAAAUUAUAAAUGCAAUAUUUCUACUGGAGAAAAAGUAUGUUUUUCUAAUUAUUAUGAUGAAAACUGUUCCACAUUUUGUUUAGCUAACAAUAAAACUGACAAUUUUGUUUGCAAUGAAAUAACUGGUGAAAAACUAUGUUUUGAUAAUUACUAUGGAAACAACUGUUCUGUUUACUGCAACACAAAUAAUAAAACUGCAAAUUAUUUUUGUAAGAAUUCGACUGGAGAAAAAGAAUGUUUUUCUGAUUAUUAUGGUCAAAACUGUUCAACAUUUUGUUUAGCUGACAAUAAAACUGACAAUUUUGUUUGCAAUGAAAUAACUGGUGAAAAACUAUGUUUUGAUAAUUACUAUGGAAACAACUGUUCUGUUUACUGCAACACAAAUAAUAAUACUGCAAAUUAUUUUUGUAAUAAUUCGACUGGAGAAAAAGUAUGUUUUUCUGAUUAUUAUGGUCAAAACUGUUCAAAAUUUUGUUUAGCUAACAAUAAAACUGAUAAUUUUGUUUGUAAUGAAAUAACUGGUGAAAAACUAUGUUUUGAUAAUUAUUAUGGAAACAACUGUUCUGUUUACUGCAACACAAAUAAUAAUACUGCAAAUUAUUUUUGUAAUAAUUCGACUGGAGAAAAAGUAUGUUUUUCUGAUUAUUAUGGUCAAAACUGUUCAAAAUUUUGUUUAGCUAACAAUAAAACGGAUAAUUUUGUUUGCAAUGAAAUAACUGGUGAAAAACUAUGUUUUGAUAAUUAUUAUGGAAACAACUGUUCUGUUUACUGCAACACAAAUAAUAAUACUGCAAAUUAUUUUUGUAAUAAUUCGACUGGAGAAAAAGAAUGUUUUUCUGAUUAUUAUGGUCAAAACUGUUCAACAUUUUGUUUAGCUAACAAUGAAACUGACAAUUUUGUUUGCAAUGAAAUAACUGGUGAAAAACUAUGUUUUGAUAAUUACUAUGGAAAAAACUGUUCUGUUUACUGCAACACAAAUAAUAAUACUGCAAAUUAUUUUUGUAAUAAUUCGACUGGAGAAAAAGAAUGUUUUUCUGAUUAUUAUGGUCAAAACUGUUCAACAUUUUGUUUAGCUAACAACGAAACUGACAAUUUUGUUUGCAAUGAAAUAACUGGUGAAAAACUAUGUUUUGAUAAUUACUAUGGAAACAACUGUUCUGUUUACUGCAACACAAAUAAUAAUACUGCAAAUUAUCUUUGUAAUAAUUCGACUGGAGAAAAAGUAUGUUUUUCUGAUUAUUAUGGUCAAAACUGUUCAACAUUUUGUUUAGCUAACAAUGAAACUGACAAUUUUGUUUGCAAUGAAAUAACUGGUGAAAAACUAUGUUUUGAUAAUUACUAUGGAAACAACUGUUCUGUUUACUGCAACACAAAUAAUAAUACUGCAAAUUAUUUUUGUAAUAAUUCGACUGGAGAAAAAGAAUGUUUUUCUGAUUAUUAUGGUCAAAACUGUUCAAAAUUUUGUUUAGCUAACAAUAAAACUGAUAAUUUUGUUUGCAAUAAAAUAACUGGUGAAAAACUAUGUUUUGAUAAUUAUUAUGGUGACAACUGUUCUGUUUACUGCAACACAAAUAAUAAUACUGCAAAUUAUCUUUGUAAUAAUUCGACUGGAGAAAAAGAAUGUUUUUCUGAUUAUUAUGGUCAAAACUGUUCAACAUUUUGUUUAGCUAACAACGAAACUGACAAUUUUGUUUGCAAUGAAAUAACUGGUGAAAAACUAUGUUUUGAUAAUUACUAUGGAAACAACUGUUCUGUUUACUGCAACACAAAUAAUAAUACUGCAAAUUAUCUUUGUAAUAAUUCGACUGGAGAAAAAGUAUGUUUUUCUGAUUAUUAUGGUCAAAACUGUUCAACAUUUUGUUUAGCUAACAAUGAAACUGACAAUUUUGUUUGCAAUGAAAUAACUGGUGAAAAACUAUGUUUUGAUAAUUACUAUGGAAACAACUGUUCUGUUUACUGCAACACAAAUAAUAAUACUGCAAAUUAUUUUUGUAAUAAUUCGACUGGAGAAAAAGAAUGUUUUUCUGAUUAUUAUGGUCAAAACUGUUCAAAAUUUUGUUUAGCUAACAAUAAAACUGAUAAUUUUGUUUGCAAUAAAAUAACUGGUGAAAAACUAUGUUUUGAUAAUUAUUAUGGUGACAACUGUUCUGUUUACUGCAACACAAAUAAUAAUACUGCAAAUUAUCUUUGUAAUAAUUCGACUGGAGAAAAAGAAUGUUUUUCUGAUUAUUAUGGUCAAAACUGUUCAACUUUUUGUUUAGCUAACAACGAAACUGACAAUUUUGUUUGCAAUGAAAUAACUGGUGAAAAACUAUGUUUUGAUAAUUACUAUGGAAACAACUGUUCUGUUUACUGCAACACAAAUAAUAAUACUGCAAAUUAUUUUUGUAAUAAUUCGACUGGAGAAAAAGAAUGUUUUUCUGAUUAUUAUGGUCAAAACUGUUCAACAUUUUGUUUAGCUAACAAUGAAACUGACAAUUUUGUUUGCAAUGAAAUAACUGGUGAAAAACUAUGUUUUGAUAGUUAUUAUGGAAACAACUGUUCUGUUUACUGCAACACAAAUAAUAAUACUGCAAAUUAUCUUUGUAAUAAUUCGACUGGAGAAAAAGUAUGUUUUUCUGAUUAUUAUGGUCAAAACUGUUCAACAUUUUGUUUAGCUAACAAUGAAACUGACAAUUUUGUUUGCAAUGAAAUAACUGGUGAAAAACUAUGUUUUGAUAAUUACUAUGGAAACAAAUGUUCUGUUUACUGCAACACAAAUAAUAAUACUGCAAAUUAUUUUUGUAAUAAUUCGACUGGAGAAAAAGAAUGUUUUUCUGAUUAUUAUGGUCAAAACUGUUCAAAAUUUUGUUUAGCUAACAAUAAAACUGAUAAUUUUGUUUGCAAUAAAAUAACUGGUGAAAAACUAUGUUUUGAUAAUUAUUAUGGUGAAAACUGUUCUGUUUACUGCAACACAAAUAAUAAUACUGCAAAUUAUCUUUGUAAUAAUUCGACUGGAGAAAAAGAAUGUUUUUCUGAUUAUUAUGGUCAAAACUGUUCAACAUUUUGUUUAGCUAACAAUGAAACUGACAAUUUUGUUUGCAAUGAAAUAACUGGUGAAAAACUAUGUUUUGAUAAUUACUAUGGAAACAACUGUUCUGUUUAUUGCAACACAAAUAAUAAUACUGCAAAUUAUUUUUGUAAUAAUUCGACUGGAGAAAAAGAAUGUUUUUCUGAUUAUUAUGGUCAAAACUGUUCAACAUUUUGUUUAGCUAACAACGAAACUGACAAUUUUGUUUGCAAUGAAAUAACCGGUGAAAAACUAUGUUUUGAUAAUUACUAUGGAAACAACUGUUCUGUUUACUGCAACACAAAUAAUAAUACUGCAAAUUAUUUUUGUAAUAAUUCGACUGGAGAAAAAGAAUGUUUUUCUGAUUAUUAUGGUCAAAACUGUUCAACAUUUUGUUUAGCUAACAAUGAAACUGACAAUUUUGUUUGCAAUGAAAUAACCGGUGAAAAGCUAUGUUUUGAUAAUUAUUAUGGAAACAACUGUUCUGUUUACUGCAACACAAAUAAUAAUACUGCAAAUUAUCUUUGUAAUAAUUCGACUGGAGAAAAAGAAUGUUUUUCUGAUUAUUAUGGUCAAAACUGUUCAACAUUUUGUUUAGCUAACAACGAAACUGACAAUUUUGUUUGCAAUGAAAUAACUGGUGAAAAACUAUGUUUUGAUAAUUAUUAUGGUGACAACUGUUCUGUUUACUGCAACACAAAUAAUAAUACUGCAAAUUAUCUUUGUAAUAAUUCGACUGGAGAAAAAAAGUGUUUUUCUGAUUAUUAUGGUCAAAACUGUUCAACAUUUUGUUUAGCUGACAAUAAAAUUGACAAUUUUGUUUGCAAUAAAAUAACUGGUGAAAAACUAUGUUUUGAUAAUUACUAUGGAGAAAACUGUUCUGUUUACUGCAACACAAAUAAUAAUACUGCAAAUUAUUUUUGUAAUAAUUUGACUGGAGCCAAAGAAUGUUUUUCUGAUUAUUAUGGUCAAAACUGUUCAACAUUUUGUUUAGCUAACAACAAAACUGACAAUUUUGUUUGCAAUGAAAUAUCUGGUGAAAAACUAUGUUUUGAUAAUUACUAUGGAAACAACUGUUCUGUUUACUGCAACACAAAUAAUGAUACUGCAAAUUAUCUUUGUAAUAAUUCGACCGGAGAAAAAGUAUGUUUUUCUGAUUAUUAUGGUCAAAACUGUUUAACAUUUUGUUUAGCUAACAACGAAACUGACAAUUUUGUUUGCAAUGAAAUAACUGGUGAAAAACUAUGUUUUGAUGAUUAUUAUGGUCACAACUGUUCUGUUUACUGCAACACAAAUAAUAAUACUGCAAAUUAUCUUUGUAAUAAUUCGACUGGAGAAAAAAAGUGUUUUUCUGAUUAUUAUGGUCAAAACUGUUCAACAUUUUGUUUAGCUGACAAUAAAACUGACAAUUUUGUUUGCAAUAAAAUAACUGGUGAAAAACUAUGUUUUGAUAAUUAUUAUGGAGAAAACUGUUCUGUUUACUGCAACACAAAUAAUAAUACUGCAAAUUAUUUUUGUAAUAAUUUGACUGGAGCCAAAGAAUGUUUUUCUGAUUAUUAUGGUCAAAACUGUUCAACAUUUUGUUUAGCUAACAACAAAACUGACAAUUUUGUUUGCAAUGAAAUAUCUGGUGAAAAACUAUGUUUUGAUAAUUACUAUGGAAACAACUGUUCUGUUUACUGCAACACAAAUAAUGAUACUGCAAAUUAUCUUUGUAAUAAUUCGACCGGAGAAAAAGUAUGUUUUUCUGAUUAUUAUGGUCAAAACUGUUCAACAUUUUGUUUAGCUAACAACGAAACUGACAAUUUUGUUUGCAAUGAAAUAACUGGUGAAAAACUAUGUUUUGAUGAUUAUUAUGGUGACAACUGUUCUGUUUACUGCAACACAAAUAAUAAUACUGCAAAUUAUCUUUGUAAUAAUUCGACUGGAGAAAAAAAGUGUUUUUCUGAUUAUUAUGGUCAAAACUGUUCAACAUUUUGUUUAGCUGACAAUAAAACUGACAAUUUUGUUUGCAAUAAAAUAACUGGUGAAAAACUAUGUUUUGAUAAUUACUAUGGAGAAAACUGUUCUGUUUACUGCAACACAAAUAAUAAUACUGCAAAUUAUUUUUGUAAUAAUUUGACUGGAGCCAAAGAAUGUUUUUCUGAUUAUUAUGGUCAAAACUGUUCAACAUUUUGUUUAGCUAACAACAAAACUGACAAUUUUGUUUGCAAUGAAAUAUCUGGUGAAAAACUAUGUUUUGAUAAUUACUAUGGAAACAACUGUUCUGUUUACUGCAACACAAAUAAUGAUACUGCAAAUUAUCUUUGUAAUAAUUCGACCGGAGAAAAAGUAUGUUUUUCUGAUUAUUAUGGUCAAAACUGUUCAACAUUUUGUUUAGCUAACAACGAAACUGACAAUUUUGUUUGCAAUGAAAUAACUGGUGAAAAACUAUGUUUUGAUGAUUAUUAUGGUGACAACUGUUCUGUUUACUGCAACACAAAUAAUAAUACUGCAAAUUAUCUUUGUAAUAAUUCGACUGGAGAAAAAAAGUGUUUUUCUGAUUAUUAUGGUCAAAACUGUUCAACAUUUUGUUUAGCUGACAAUAAAACUGACAAUUUUGUUUGCAAUAAAAUAACUGGUGAAAAACUAUGUUUUGAUAAUUACUAUGGAGAAAACUGUUCUGUUUACUGCAACACAAAUAAUAAUACUGCAAAUUAUUUUUGUAAUAAUUUGACUGGUGUCAAAGAAUGUUUUUCUGAUUAUUAUGGUCAAAACUGUUCAACAUUUUGUUUAGCUAACAACAAAACUGACAAUUUUGUUUGCAAUGAAGUAACUGGUGAAAAACUAUGUUUUGAUAAUUACUAUGGAAACAACUGUUCUGUUUACUGCAACACAAAUAAUAAUACUGCAAAUUUUUUUUGUAAUAAUUCGACUGGAGAAAAAGAAUGUUUUUCUGAUUAUUAUGGUCAAAACUGUUCCUUAUUUUGUUUAGCUAACAAUGAAACUGACAAUUUUGUUUGCAAUAAAAUAACUGGUGAAAAACUAUGUUUUGAUAAUUAUUAUGGAGAAAACUGUUCUGUUUACUGCAACACAAAUAAUAAUACUGCAAAUUAUUUUUGUAAUAAUUUGACUGGAGCCAAAGAAUGUUUUUCUGAAUAUUAUGGUCAAAACUGUUCUACAUUUUGUUUUGCUAACAACAAAACUGACAAUUUUGUUUGCAAUGAAAUAACUGGUGAAAAAGUAUGUUUUGAUAAUUUUUAUGGAGAAAACUGUUCUGUUCACUGUAACGCAAUAAUUGGUUUUAAUCACUCCACUGGAUAUUUUACAUGUGAUAAUGUUACUGGAAGAAAGUUAUGUUUUUCUAAUUACUAUGGAGAGAAUUGUACAACUUUUUGCAAUAAUAGUAGUAAAAGAUUUUAUUGUAAUAAACUCAAUGGUCAAAAAUUUUGUCGUCCUGGAAGGUUUGGUGCAGACUGUGAAGUUUAUGACAAAGUUUUGUUUUUUAAAUCUACGACUGGUUUGAUUACAAUGAUUUUUGUUCCACUUGCAUUUCUUUUUAUAUUGGGUUUUUUUGUGUUAAAUCGAUUUAGAAAAAAAGAUCUUGCUGAAAGUUCAUACAAGAAAUUUUCUUAUAAUGAUGCUGUUUCCUCAAUGAAAAAUAGUUGUCCGAAGAAGAAUUGUGAUUUCGAACUUCAAAAUCAUUUUAAAAAAAUUGACAGUGACAAAGAUGAUGUUGCUCUUGCUUAUGUUAAUCCAUUAUUUGGUGUUGAUCCACAAGCUUUAGAUUAUGAUGCUUGAAAAAAAAAAUUUUUUUUAAUGGUUCUAUUAUAAAUUUUUUGAUGUAUAUUAUGUGAAUAAUUAAUUUAUUACAGUUUAUUUUUAAAAAUAUUAAAUAUUUUAAUGUAUUUUAUUUAUAAGAUAUAAAUUAUGUGAAUGAAAUUUAAUUAUUAUUUUUUUGAAAUCUAGAAUGAAAGAAAUAUUCGGACAGUGAUAUUUUAGCUUAAAAAACAUAAUUU
This is a messenger RNA of Hydra vulgaris (swiftwater hydra), 9323 nucleotides long. RefSeq names its product putative histone-lysine N-methyltransferase 1. The record is from RefSeq and is a predicted model, not a curated record. Gene Ontology annotation, molecular function: scavenger receptor activity. NCBI's taxonomy places the organism in Eukaryota, Metazoa, Cnidaria, Hydrozoa, Anthoathecata, Hydridae. Gene Ontology annotation, cellular component: membrane. Gene Ontology annotation, biological process: cell communication.